This is a messenger RNA of Carassius carassius (crucian carp), 2037 nucleotides long. Its product is annotated as heparan-sulfate 6-O-sulfotransferase 3-B-like. Lineage: Eukaryota; Metazoa; Chordata; Actinopteri; Cypriniformes; Cyprinidae. Gene Ontology annotation, cellular component: membrane. The record is from RefSeq and is a predicted model, not a curated record. The transcript is spliced from 2 exons. Gene Ontology annotation, molecular function: heparan sulfate 6-sulfotransferase activity. Bases 443 to 1717 code for a protein of 424 amino acids.
CAACUUCUUAAAGCUCAUCUCGGAAACCUGCAUCACAAAGCGCUGCGAUCUGCGCUGAAGCCCUGCGCGACGGAGCGGAUCUCUGGAUGUGGUUUACAAUGGGACCGGAUCUCACCUUACAAACUGUCGCACGAGGAAAACUAACAUUUACAUUAAACACUGAGACGAUCUGCACUGCAAAUGGAUUUUCAGAGAGACGUGCUACGUUUUAUCUGACACUGUAUGAAGCUGCUUGUAAAGCGUAAUUUCGAAGUUUAGUACAAUGCGGAAACGCAAGGCUUGUUUUUCAUUUCGGUCCACGAUUUUACGGUCCAACUGACCUUUAUGUAACUAACUGAAGGAGCGUUCGUCUGUCUGCGAUCUUGCCUGCGAGCAUCAUCCGUGGAAAGCACUUGGAAUCAGCAUCACCAAUGGCUUGAUCAUCCGGUUCAUUGUCUUUGAAAUGGAUGAUAGAUCCAAUAAACUCCUUUUAGUUCCUGUUUUGACCGUUUUAUUUGUCAUGAUCGGUUAUCAGUACAUCUGUCCAGCAGGGAGCACGUCCUGUCGGUUUGGUAAUGGAGAGAGUUUUCCGUUCUCCAAUUAUCCAGCAGACGUCAAGAGAGACUCUCCGGAUCCGGACGAGGACGCUCCGUUCAGAUUCCCGUCUAAAUUUAACUUCACGCGCGAGGACCUCUAUCGCCACGUGGAUUUCGACAUAAAGGGGAACGACGUUAUUGUGUUCCUCCACAUCCAGAAGACCGGAGGCACGACGUUCGGGAGGCACCUGGUGCGCAACAUCCACCUGGAGCGACCGUGCGACUGCCGCUCCGGACAGAAGAAAUGCACGUGUCACCGGCCCGGUAAAGCGGAGUCUUGGCUCUUCUCGCGCUUCUCCACGGGCUGGAGUUGCGGUUUGCACGCGGACUGGACCGAGCUCACGAACUGCGUCCCUGCUGUGAUGAAUAAAAAGCAAAAGAAAGACGCGCCACUGAACAGACGGAACUUCUACUACAUCACGCUGUUGCGAGACCCUGUGUCGCGUUACCUGAGCGAGUGGAAGCAUGUGCAGCGUGGCGCCACGUGGAAGACAGCACUGCACAUGUGUGACGGGCGUCCUCCCACUCCAGACGAGCUGCCGGCCUGCUACAGCAGUGAAGACUGGACUGGCGUGUCUCUGGAGGAGUUCAUGACCUGUCCCUCGAACCUGGCCAACAACCGACAGACUCGCAUGCUGGCUGAUCUCAGCCUGGUGGGCUGCUACAACCUGUCCUCCAUGAGUGAAGAGCGGCGCGGCGAGCUGCUCCUCAGCAGUGCCAAGCGCAACCUGCUUCGCAUGGCGUUCUUCGGCCUAACUGAGUUCCAGCGCAAAACACAGUUCCUUUUUGAGAGGACGUUUGGCUUGCACUUCAUCACCGCCUUCACUCAGAUUAACGGGACGCGGGCGGCCGGGGUCACGGUUGGGACGUCUACCCGGAGGCGCAUAGAGGUGUUGAACGCAUUAGACAUGCAGUUGUAUGAAUAUGCGCGGGAGCUUUUCUCACGGCGCGUGCAGUACUGCCACCAUCAGGAGCGGCAGGAGGAGAGAGAGAGGAAACGACAGCAACGCAGGAGAAUGAAGGAACAGAAAGCUUCACAGAUUCAACAACAGGAGGACGAUGAAGGAAAAGACUUGGAGCAGGAAAAUACGGAGUUAACUGGGGUGACGGAGGACUACAGCAGUCAGGUGGUGCGGUGGUGAUGCUGAGCUCUCUGGUUCUGUUCAGAAUAACAUACUAGUCUUACUAUCUUGAUAGUUUAUAGUAUGCAUACUGUGCAGAAUAUGCAGUGCACCUACUAUACACUUAAAAACUGUUUUUUCCAUUUUGGGUUCCCCAUUGAACCCUUUUAGUGAACAGUUCUUAAAAUAAAAAAUGUUCUUUCUUUUAAGAAUAUUCAAUAAUCUAAAGAAUCGUUUCUACUAUAAAGAACCUUUAUAGAAUUGAAAGGUUCUAUGCAUGUUAAAGGUUUUUCAUGGAACUUUGCAUGUCAGUAAAGAACCUAAAUGAGCAUUCAAAAGAA